Chara braunii is the source of this 3411-nucleotide messenger RNA. Lineage: Eukaryota; Viridiplantae; Streptophyta; Charophyceae; Charales; Characeae. The record is from the annotation of a GenBank genome assembly.
GUGUAUGCAAUUAUUGCGCGUGUGCCUGUAGCAGGCAAGUUCUUCACGCUCAUGUUCCGUUAGCCUUUCUUUCGCGCUCUCUUUUAGCCCGUCCUUUUCUGUAGCCGCUUUACAUGAAAGUCUUGAACCUUUCGUUUGUGCUGCCCCUGGUCCUCCCUUACCUGCGUCCUCUACCCGUUUUCUCCCGUUGUAAUUUCGUUUGCCUUCCUGUUGUAUUUCUUCCCCGUGUAGCAUGGUAAUCCAUUGCUCGAUCCACCUGACAAUUUGGUGUAACUGCUCUGUGUCCAUAGAUCUCUCUCUGCACGAGUGCCGUGCUUUGCUGCCACAACUGCUGCAUGCGUGCUGUCCGGGUCUAUCAGCGUGUUGACUCAUCGGCACGUUAAGUGUGUAUGUGUGUGUCACUGAGUAAUUCUGUCUUGCUGGCACGUCUGUUCUCCCUGAUGGUGGCAGUGUGAUUCACGGCGGGGGAGGAGGGGGUUCACUGACCGUGAGCUCGACCCAAGCUCUGGGCUAAUCCAAUCCUCUUUCCUUCCCUCGAGGGAAUGCCAGCCUCUGGGUGCGUGAAACUAGCGAUUGAGGGAAUAAAUGCGGUUGCUGUCACUAGAAUUUGAUGGGGAGUGAAUAUCAGUAAUGUAGCUGAGGAGCCGAAGAUGGGCGUGUUUUGUGAUGUUGUGCUCGAGAAGAUGGUAUGGGUCGAAGGGUUGUAGUAGGUAUUGAUGAGCAGUUGUGGCCGAGGAGAUGGUGGGUCAAAUGAGUGUGGGUAGGUGCACGCGGGUAGUCUCUACGGGUGGUUGAAAAUAGUCGAGGGCACGCGUUGAGGGCAGGAAAAGUGAAAAGGGGGGAGCUUGUUUGGGCGGAAGAGCGUGCUGUAAAGGGGGCAGCUUUUUUCGGCGGAAGAGUGUGCUGUAAGUUCGUUUGUCUUCACGCGUCCAUGCUAGAUGCUAGUGGCCUGUUGUCCAUGUUCGAAAGUGCUUGCCAAUCAACAUGUUCGCCCCCAGCAGCGAUGACUGAACACGGGUGGGACAAUGGGUAGGUGCUCAGAGAUUGGUCGGGUGGGGUAACUGGUAGGUAGGUGGUCACGUAUGGGUCAAUGGUUCUAUGGCCGGCAGAUGGAUCUAACGGAUGACUAAUAGAUGGAAACCUUGGUAGACAGCGGAUAUGGCGGUGAAGAAGCCGAUGGGGUGGAUUAAAGAGCAUCUGGGUGGGGGAUUAGGUGAGGUGUAUGGUCCAGGUAGAAAGAUGGAUGGGUAAGGUAUGCAGAUGGAGAACUGAUAGGUAUGUGUAGAGAGGACACGUGGAAGGGCACGUGCUUGGCAAUGUCUGGAGGACGGGGAAGCACAGGUGCGGACGUGAGAGAUAGUGAGAUGUGGGUCUUAUUUGUGGGGCACAGUUUCGUGUACUUGGUUUCUAGCACGUCAUCUCUCAACUGGCAGUUUGAAGGGAUGCAAAUGAACGGUGUUUCUUUUGUCGGUGUGUUGUUUGCUUUCUUCCUUAUAAUGCGGUGAUUGUUGAAUACUUGUCGCAUCUAAUGUGUUGUUGUGGGGAUGGAGUGAAGCUUGAGGAGUCCCUACUCGCUCUGAUCUUUUUCUCCUCAACGGAUGUUCCUUCUGAAGUGGCUUGGUUGGUUAUUGUGGAAGUUCUGCUUGUUGUAUCUUGACGCUAUGGCAGAAUUGGUGCGUGAUUACCUGGGCUCGAACUUUAAUAAGCUAUCUUGAUGCUCUCCCGGAGUUCCAGAUCAUUCCUUGUCAAUUUUGAAAGAACCGCCCUCCAUUUUGAAGGUCAAGAAACUCCAAUUUGUGCACGUGAUGUGUCGGCACACAAACACACUCGUUGAAUGCAUUCACAAGGCUGUGAGGAUCCUUGCUAGUCAGACCCCUGCUUAUUGUGCGAAGUUGGACAUCCUGAGGCCGUUAGGCUCUUUGUGCCAUCCGCUUUUGUGUCCAGACCAUCCAUGAAACCUGUCAAUGCUGUAUUGGCUGGAUGGUCAAGCCACAGUAUGCCAGUCGUAUGAUACAGGGCGCUGCCAAAUACGUUUGAUGUGAAGCAGGUACAUUUGAUGUGAAGGCUCUGCUUUUGGUGAUUAGUCCAGGGGCGGUAGUCGAGAUUGGUAUAUGCUAGCGCCUCUUCGGGUCGCCAUGGUGUCGAUGAACAUGACACCCUCCUCGCUCUCGUGAGGACUGUUGCCACUUGUCGGGUUGUUGAAGUGCCCUGUUGGCAGAAAUAGUGAUGGGGUGAUUGCUUUUCGUGCUGGAUUGCUCAACUUUGCUGCCUACGUGUAAUUUGCUGCCUACCCGCUCUCCUGUGGCCUUUCGGGUUUGACGAUGAAGAUGUCACUACAGGAGUCAUGGAUGCGUAAUGGUCGAGGAGCUUGCUUGUUAAUGAAAUGAAGAACUACAGUGCCUGAAGUACGGGAACAGGUCAAGGGUAAUUCAUACUGUCCGAAGUGGAUGUGCCGACGUCUCAUGUAGGUGUAUUGCGUAAAGCCAGUGGGAUACCUGUUGAUUGGCUGCAGGCAAUCUUUUGCUAUGUAGUCGAUCACCGGAGCAUGUUCUUUAUGCAUAGCUGGUUGAGGCACCAUCCGUCUGGAAGCUGUUAUGGAAAUCUGCUCUUGCCAAGGGCCUUGCACAGACGGAACUGAUGGAUGGCUUUAUCACUUGUUGCUGGUUUGGCAUGUGGUGGAAGGAUAGGCUGAUAUGAGUGGGCCAUCUUUGAGGUUUGUGUACGUCUUCACUGAGUACGGUCUUCUUUAUCUGAUCACGUCUGCUGGAUUUGCCUUUCAUGCCCCUCAAAACCCUUGCUCUGAUCUUAUCGAUCCGCCUUUUGAGUACUCUGGGAGCAUCUUCUCCCUGCCGUCCGUCACAUUGCCCUGUAUUUGGUCACAUUGCUCAGUCAUCCCGCCUUUUUUUUCAGACCUCUGUUCAUGGGCAUUGCAGCAACUGCUCGUCCACUGUCCUGCGAUUUUCUUCUUGGUCAGGUAAAUAUAUGCCCCCCUCCCCCCCGAAGAGGAUCCAUGCUCGUGGUCAACUUGUGGACCCAGUUAGCACUGCCCACUGCCUCAGGCAAGGACCUCUGCUCCGUGGCAACAGGUUAUGCAUAGGUUGCUUUUUCGAGUUGAGUACGUAGAGCUUGCCGCCCUCCAGUAGACAGUUCGUUGUCCCAAAUCUUCAUGGUCGGGCCAAGUUUGUUAGUGGUCGACUGGUGUCAGCUCAGUUUAUUUCCGAAGGAGCCCCUUAGAGUAGCUGGACAGAUUCUCCCCACUGUUUGUAUGCAUGCUUGCUUGUUGAAAUGGUUUAGACCCCAGUUUAGACUGCCACAGCCCUUAGAGGAGCUGGACUGCUUGUUGAAAUGGUUUCAGAAGAUGCUUUGAUGUUUUGGACAUGCAGUAUAUGGCAAUGAAGGAACAUUAUGGUA